UGACCCGCCAGUGGGACCAUGUCGGCGCUGGAAUGGUUUGCGCACAAGUCCCUCGGCGGGGGCAUCUUCUGGAUCCAAGAGCGCUUCUACGAGUCGGGAAACCGGGCUAACAUCUGGCUAGUGCGGGGCUCGCAGCGGGACGUGGUGAUCGACGCGGGACUGGGGCUGCGCAGCCUUCCCGACUACCUGCGCGCCGCCGGGCUGCUGGCCCCGGCGGACGGGGCCGAGCCGCGACCGCUGCUGGCCGUAGCCACACACGUCCACUUCGACCACUCGGGCGGGCUGCAGCAUUUCGAGGAGGUGGCGGUGCACAGCGCCGAAGCUGCGGCCCUUCUCCGCGGAGAUAACUACGAGGCCGUCACCUGGCUGUCGGACCGGGAGGUGGCGCGGCCGCCGCGGCCCGGCUGGCGGGCUCGGCAUUUCCGCGUCCCGCCCGUCCGGCCCAGCCGCCUGCUGCAGGAGGGGGACGAGAUCAGCCUUGGAGACCGACAGCUUACUGUCAUGCACAUGCCUGGUCAUUCCAGAGGCAGCAUUUGCUUACACGACAAAGAACGGAAGAUUCUGUUCAGCGGGGAUGUGGUGUAUGAUGGAUCCAUGAUUGACUGGCUUCCCUACAGCAAAAUCAGUGACUAUGUUGCAAGCUGCCAGCGCCUCUUGGAGUUAGUGGACAAAGGUCUCGUGGAGAAGGUACUUCCUGGGCACUUCAACAUCUUUGGGGCAGAAAGGCUGUAUCGGUUAGCUUCCAACUACAUUUCCCAAGCUGGGAUCUGUCACAAGGUUUCUACUUGUGCCAUGAAGUCCAUUGCAAGCAUAGCACUUCGCAUUACAAAUCCCAGAGUCACUUCUUAGUGUUUCUGAGAGUGUUUUAUGUGAUCUGCUCACUGUUGAAAAACCAAAUGGCUUGUGAAAACGUUGAUACAGGCAAAAGCAAUAUGCCUUAGUUAAAAGCUGGCAGAUUGAUACAGAUGAGCUGCAAAAGUUCUACUUUAUUCCUACUUUUAUAAAAAGUGUGUCAGCUGGUCGCUUCAGCCCAAGCUGCUGGUUUUCUGUCUAUUUCAGGGCAUAUUUGCACACAUACUGGGAUUGAAAUAUAUUGUUUAAUUUUGUUAUGAUUCUGACGGGUGCACAUAUGCCAAAACAAGAGGUUUCACAUUCAUGCCUGAAAUCUUGUUGAUGUAGCUCUAGACUUGUGACCAUCCACGCAACUCCUGCUCAGGUUUUGGCGUAACACAGCCUGUUCCAAGAGCUGGUGUGUGCUGGUGGGAGCAGCACAUGCAUGGGGCUCGUUGGGCAGAAAGAGGAGAAGGACAUCCUGCAGCCAUUGUCACCUCCUUAGCAUGUGCUGCACUCCUGCAUCUUUGCAGAGUAGCUGUCUGGCAGUGUCUUUAGAAUCCACUAACAUACAGACAUGCUGCAGACCAGACUUCCAAGUUGGAAGAUACAUCAGCUUACCUCAAAAGCUUCUGAUGCAGAUCUAGCAUCAGAUGGACUGUUGAGGCUAUCAUGCCUCCCAGUGGGGUGCAGGGAAUGCCUGUGCCUUGAUGAAGGAGCAGGAAGGAGCGCUCUUGCUGUCGGCUAGGGAACUGUUUGGUUAUAGAUGUGCAAGUUAGGAAUUGGAGUAUUUGUAAGCUAAUGCAUUAAUGUGUUAAACUAGCCUGUACAAAGUGGCUUGAGCCUUUGCUUGACAUGUUUGGGUUUUUUCUGAUGAGCUCAUUAAAAAAUAGAAUUACUUACAGAGUAUGUUUUUCUGUAAAUUUGAGCAAACUGGACUGUGACAAACUUAAAGGCUUUCUUUGCAAGUAAAAGUAUUUUUAUGUGACUGGAUUGUAACUCGGUUUUUAAUGCUCUGUGGUAGGGAAAAGAGAGAGGCUUUACCAUUAUCUUGCCCUACUGCAGGUGCUAGAUUAAACAGCCCGUAUGCUUGUUACCAUGAAGUGAAUGUAGCUUGAGCUGUUCACUGUUUGCUUAUAAAGUGUUUGCUGCAUAUGUUUUAUAUUAAAAGUGCAUUGCAUUUGAGUCUGUUCCAAAAAAAGUUGUAUACAGUGAGAAAUGCUAAAUGACAUUGUAACUUGCUUAUGAAAAUUGAAUGUGUGAUACUUAAAAGCUGUUGAAAUGGGUAGAGUUUGUGUAAUUAUUCUAACAGUAUAUUUAACUUUUUUAAAAGGACACUAUCUGAUGUUAUUUUUGUAUAUAGACAUAUAUACUUUACUAAAAAGAGAGCGGAAGUUUUCCCCAAAUUUUAGUGCAGUUUAAACCUUAUUUGUUUUACUUUCUCUUUAUGGCGAAGCUUCCUCCCCACCCCUCAUCAUGCCCGCAGAGAUGGAGUCCAAAGACUGGGCUCCAUCUGAGGCAUGGGGGAGUGGAAUUCGAAGCCUUCUUAACUGCUGCGAAUUCUGGUGGAAAACAGCAAUUACAAAAUAAAAAGUAUCUCUGCAAAAAAUAUGAAAGAAAAUAUCUUACUUCUUGCUUUUCUCCUUUCAUAGAUCACAGCACUCCUGCCUUUACUAUUUGCAUGUAUUCUUCACCAGGAUUUGUACUGAUAGGUUGUGCCUAGCUCUUGUUAGCAGUGCCUGUCUCCAGGCUGAAGCACAGUGGCAAGUGGGCAGAUCAGGUACAGCAAUGCAGUGCUUGAAAGACCUGCUAUCACUUGUAUCAUUGUCUUUUUUUUUUGAGAAACCCAAAAAUGUCAGUGUAUUUCAUGAGGGAGUGUUUAAUCAGCAGGUACAAUUCUGUCAUAAAUGAAGCCAAGAGCUUUUUGUCUUGGCUCAUUUGGCCAUAGGAAGAAACACAAAAAGCCUGGGAAGCAAAACAGCUGUUCAGUGAAGAGGCCCAAAACAAACUCCACAGUGUGGUUUUCCUUUUUAGCCUGCUGAUACAUGCUGCUAUUCACACAGCAGUCCAGGCACUGUUCUGGGUAGCCAAGGGUUCACGGUGGCCAAUCACAGAUCUGAGGUGGCUGAAGUCAGAGUUGCCAAAGAAACACACAACACUGAAGCUUACACCAGUUACCCAGAUGAAGCUGUGGUGUCACAGGUUACCCAACAAUAAUUAAAUUCCUUCAAAUCAGCCAUCUGUGGCAUAAUGCCAGUAGUCAUCUUGCUCUAUCAGGAAGGCUGUAGGAGCACUAGCGCUAAGCUCUGUGCAGUAACACAGAGAGUCCUCUUCUGUCCCAAAGCCUGCCAGCUGCUAAAAUUUUGGAAAUGUUCAUUAGGACAGUGAGAGCAUGUUGAACUAACAUUUUGUGUUAUAUAGCCAUUGGUUUAUUUUAUUCAAUAUUGAUAGCCUUGAAACCUUUCUGAGCUCUUAAGAGAAGGCUCACAGGCAUGCCAAUUUAAAAGAGAAGAUAUCCUUCAUAAUUCCUUUAAACCUGUGCUCAAUAUCAGGCACAAGAUCCUCACAUGUCAAAAUGCCCUAUUAAGGCAUGCUUAAGUCCAUUAAGUAUAUGUAGAUAACAGCAAUUGCUUGGUUUUUUUUUUUUUUUACUUUGACCAAAAUCUAGGAAUGAUUUCCUAGCUCAAAAUUAUGCUUUACUUGAACAUAGCCCAAAAUGGAGAGUAAACUGCUGCUAUGAUCCCAUUGAAAGUAGUUUUUGAAGGCCCCAGAAUUAUUUUUGUGUUGUAAGAAAUAUACUACUAGGUCAAUGAUAUAUCUUAAGUGUAAAGAACUGUCUGUGACUAUUGUUAAGAAUUAGCCAAGUUUUAAGAGUUUGACAGUAGCCUUGUAACACUACUUGGGUUGAAUAUUUAAAACAUACAUUGUAAGUUUAAAUAUUGCAACAUCUUGGGUAUUAGAAAUUUGUUGAUUUACUUGUAAAAUCUAAAUGUAUGGGAAGUUUUGCUCCAUAAUGUUGAUGUGAUGUUAAACAGUUGACACAUAAAAAUUAUUUUAUCAUAAUUAAUCAUAAUAAAAAAGUUAUAAUCCUGUGC
Molecule: messenger RNA, 3926 nt
Organism: Melopsittacus undulatus (budgerigar)
Lineage: Eukaryota; Metazoa; Chordata; Aves; Psittaciformes; Psittaculidae
Gene: MBLAC2
Product: metallo-beta-lactamase domain containing 2
Exons: 2
Coding region: 19-849 (276 amino acids)
Source: RefSeq, a predicted model, not a curated record